This is a messenger RNA of Pseudomyrmex gracilis, 1880 nucleotides long. RefSeq names its product activating signal cointegrator 1. NCBI's taxonomy places the organism in Eukaryota, Metazoa, Arthropoda, Insecta, Hymenoptera, Formicidae. The record is from RefSeq and is a predicted model, not a curated record. Gene Ontology annotation, biological process: positive regulation of DNA-templated transcription. The transcript is spliced from 10 exons. The coding region runs from base 162 to 1670 and encodes 502 amino acids. Gene Ontology annotation, cellular component: nucleus. Gene Ontology annotation, molecular function: transcription coactivator activity; zinc ion binding.
UUGUUAUGUACGCGCACGUUUUUGGUUCUCUUCGGCGCUAUGUUUACAACGUGUGGUUCUGUUAAGUGCCAAUCUCGAGCUAUGAUCGUUCGAGUUUUGGUGAAAAGAUCAUAUGGUCGGGAAAGGAUUUGACACUUGAUUGACAGUGACCGAUACCGAUCAUGGAGAAGUGGGUGCACACGAGAUUGUCCGAUUUAUUGGAUUUUCCAAUAUCAGACGAUAUACCUCGUUAUAUUAUGCAAAUAGAAAAUGACAGAGACUUGGAAGAGCAUUUUGCAUCCUUUCUCGAUAUAAAAAAUCCAAAACACAAACAAUUUAUAACGGAAUUUAAGAAGCAACGUGCAUUGCACAGCAAUCAAGUUGGAUAUAAAAAAACAAACGACAACGACAAUGCGAUUCGCAACAAACAGUACGACAAGAAACAGAAUGACAAGAAAAAGGGAAAGGGGAAAGAAAAUGUUCAGGCGCAAGAAAGUGCGAAGCCUGAAAAAGUAGAAAAGAAAAAACCCAAGUUUGUAAACGUGUCUCAAGGAAAUGUACUUUUGAAAGGGAGACAUAAGUGUAACUGUGAGGCGAAGGAGCACCAAUUGGUUAACAAUUGUCUUAAUUGUGGGAGAAUAGUCUGUCAACAAGAAGGAGCAGGACCGUGCUACUUCUGUAAUGAACUUGUUUGUACGCCGGAGGAACAAGCGAUUCUUCAGAGCAAUUCUAAGAAAGCUGAUCGUUUGUUCAAGAAAUUGAUGGAAAAAAAACCGAAAGGAUAUGAAGAAUCUCUCAAACAGAGAGACAAGCUUCUGGAGUUCGACCGUAAUAGCGCUCGACGUACCAAAGUGAUCGAUGACGAGUCAGAUUACUAUCAAUCAAGUAACAUUUGGCUUUCAACCGGGGAGCGCGAAAAGUUGCAAAAACAAGAAGCAGACAGACACGCUGCCAAACAUGCAUCACGUUUAGAUAGAAAUAUUAAAAUAGAUUUUAUGGGAAGAACAAUCGAAGAAACUCAGCUGUCAUUUGAUCAGUCUGACGACGUGGAAUUAGAAGAACGUGAUAGAAUAAUGUUAUAUGAUGACUGUGAAUUUCCGAAUGUUUGUCCGACCAUAGAAUUUGACCGCCCGACGUUUGUCGAAAUGGGAGUGUCUAGAACAAGUCAAGAAGUUGGAAAUUAUAAAUGGUGCACAGAAGGUAAAGUUCAGGAUAAAGAAUAUUUGGAGAUGUCCGACCAAGGAUUAUGUUUGAGCAUGCAUCAGCCUUACGCGUCGUUGCUGGUAACGGGAAUAAAAACCCACGAGGGUAGAAGUUGGUAUUCCUCACAUAGAGGAAGACUGUGGAUAGCAUCCGCUGCUAAAGUACCUUCCAGAGAAGAAAUAUCGAACAUAGAGCAUAUCUAUCGCAUGUUGAAAAGCGAAAGUAUCAAGUUUCCCGAGACUUACCCUACAAGUUGCUUGCUGGGCUGCGUUACGGUGACCGAUGUUUUAUCUCAAGAGGAAUACAGAAAAUUAUAUCCGGAUGGGGAAAACGACAGUCCGUAUGUAUUUAUAUGUGAGGAUCCUUACAUGUUGCCGAUACAUCUUCCCAUGAAAGGGAAACACAAAAUCUAUAAAAUGGACAAGAAACUUCACCAAGCUGCCACUAAGUUGCUAGAAAAAACCAUGAAAGAGCGAUUUGAUCAAUAACUAAAAAAUAAUUAAAACUGUUUUAAAAUGUUCUUCUCUCGUCAAAUUCCAAAUAAGUCUUUUUUGUUUUGCACACGUAUGCGUUUAGGUUAAUAAUGUCAGUUUCCACGUUGUUAAAAAUAAUUCUUUGUUUUGUACAAAAGUUAUGUUUUUCGGUUAUACAACGCAUCUCUAACAAACAUUUUUCAAUAAAUAAUACAAUAAAUAUUA